AUCCUGGAACGAAUCCAUGCCACAAUCAAAAGAGCAACACAUAGUUGGGUUCAAGGAAAGGGCUUUGCGAGCCAUCAAAUGGGCUAACCUAUUACUACGCCGACCUACAAAUCGCAUCCUAAACCCUAUAUGCUCAGACCGAUAGUGCAAACCUUCACGGAAAAUGGCACCCGCACGACUAUCACUAUCUUGAGUUUGGUUAAGGCUAUCAAUAACGACCUUAGCAUCACCCUCGAAUCGAACCAACGACAAACCCUUUUGAACGCACCACAGGAUCGCCUCUCGAAGGAUCAAGAGUUCCACCAGCAUGUGGUCACACAUCCCGGGGAAAUGAACGGCUGUAGCCCACAUGAUCAUCCCUCAUGGUCUAGGAGGACCAUCCCCCCAGCUGCAUGGGAGCCUUGUCUCGUCGCCCCAUCCCACCUGCAAACCACAGUACCAGAGGAGGUAGGUGGCACGCCACCCACCCCAGCCAACGGAGCACGAAUAAUCUUUUCUUAUGUAAAGCAGUCCACUCGUGCAAUUGGUGCUGGUAUUGUCUCAAUAGAGCUGGGAUCCCAAACUGUUUGCCAUAAAAAAACAACCCAGUUACGAGAUUUCCAUACCCGCUACAGCACGGCCACAAUCGCCAUUACUUGGUGUGGGUUCUGGAUGAGAGCCAACAGUUUCUUAAGGAACAGAGGGAAUGUAUGACAAGGGAGUCCCUGCCCUAGAUGCUCUAAGCCAGCAUAAUCCCACAACGCUCGAGCUACAGGGCACUCCAAAAAGAUAUGCUCAAUACUUUCAGCGUCCGCCCAACAAACCAGACAACGAGGAUGUACCAGAAAAUUCCAUUCAAUAAGGGCUUCCGUUGUGGGGAUGAAACAGUGCAGAAUUUGCCGAAGAAAGACCUUCAGCUAGGGAGGAAUUGAGGAGUUCCAAAAUCGGAUCCAGCUGACCGUAGGGCUCCACCUUCCCUGCUGUUUAUCUACUUGCACUGCUAGGUGGUAAGCUGAUUUGACGGUGAAGACCCCAUCACAGGUGUCAUGCUAGACGAGCUUAUCCUCUAUAUCCUGCCGAGGUAACGUGAUAGCCUUAAUAGCACGAUAAGUGCCAGGGUGGAACCAUUGGGCCAGUUUUUUGUCAGACCAGCGUCCCUCACCCGAGACCAGCAACUCAACCACUUUUAGAUCACCCUCUUCCGAUAGCACCUGGGGUUGUAAGUGGGGAUAUCCGGGUGUAGGCAUGGUAUCCAACUAGAGUGCAAUGCCGACACCACUCGGCCAUUCUCAAUCUGUCAGCAGAGACUUCGAUCCAACAACUAGCGCCCAUAAAGGAUACUCUGUCAUCCCCAGGAAGGACAAGAACGUGCAGUAGCGGUGAGGAAAGUACCAUUAGGAAAAUACUUCCCUUUAUACACCUGAGCAAGGAGGGAAUGAAGAUCAUUGAGGAUACGCCACCCUAUCUUGGCAAGGAGUACCUGAUUUAAAUGCUCAAACCGGCGGAAUCCCAUACCUCCCUCAUGCUUACUAAGAAACAUCUUUCUCCAAGACAUCCACCUAAUUCGCGAAUGACCAUCCUCCACCCCCACCAGAAUCUCGCCACAAGUAUGUCUAAGAUUCUACACAACGUGAGAGGUAGUUUAAAGUAGGACAUAACAUGUAACGGAAGAGACGAGGCAACCGACUUAAUCAAGGUUUCCUUUGCGUCCCAUGAAAGCGUCUUUUGGGCCCACCCUUGGAGACGAACCGCCAAUCGUUCUUCCACGAACCGGAAUGUGGCUAACUUAGACUAGGUUAUAAGCGUAGGCAGUCCCAGGUAUUUGUCUUGUACCCCCACUGCCCCUACCCCCAGCACCUGAUCCGGGAUCGAUAUAUUUUUACUGAAACAGACCGCCGAUUUUGCCAGAUUGACUCGUUCGCCACUUAGUUCCUCAUAUUCAUUCAGAACAUCGAUCAAAUUCUCACAUUGUUGCAAAGAGCCUCGUAAAAACAAGUAUGAAUCAUCCGCAAAGAACAAGUGAGAAAUCCUAGGUGCCCGGGGGCCCACUUUAACACCUUCCAGCUUCCCCUCUGAAAUGGCUUUACGGAGAAGGGUAGCAAACCCUUCCGUGCACAAAACAAACAAGAGGGGAGAAAGCGGAUCACCCUGCCUGAGACCACGCGUGGGCUGGAAGAAACCAUGAGGUGUACCAUUCAUUAAUAUCGAGAAAGAUGAAGAUUAGAGGCAUUCCCGGAUCCAGCUAAUCCAGGUAGGACUGAAGCCAAGUCUUAAUUUUUAGAUAAUGCAUUAAUUCAUGCCCCAGAAGCACAUUCUCCACAAUUUGUCUUUCCCGGAUGAAGGCAUUCUGCCCUUCCGAGAUGAUGUGAGGGAGAAUUUGGGCAAGUCUUGCAGUCAUAAUUUUGGUGAUAAUUUUAUAAACAAACUAGCAUAAGCUUAUCGGCCGAAGUUGUCGCACAGACUCCACAUUAUCCACUUUCGGGAUGAAAGUAAGCCAAGUAUGGUUGAAACUUCGUAAAAUCCGGUUUGUUCGAAAGAACGAGUAGACAGCUUCAACCACCGACCCGCCCACAAUGUCCCAGAAAGCUUUGAAAAAUUUCCCUGUAAAACCAUCUGAUCUAGGCGAUUGUUUUGAUCCCCAUGGAGAAGACCGUGCGCCGAACUUCCUUCGGUAGGACCUCUGCCGUUAAGUCUGCAUUCAUUGCAUCAUUCACUUUCCGCAUGAGUUUUUGGAUAUUUUGUUAUAAUUAUUUGUUAUAAGUGUUCUAGUUGGAUUAGAAGAUGUGUUAGUUCUUGUUUAGUAUUUAAUUAAUGUUUCUUGUAAGGCAACAAAGAGGAUUCAAGUAGGAUUAGCGAGAGAGGCCGAAUGCGUUGGGUGGGAAGGAAAGAUAUUUGGUUGUAUAUCUUUAUAAAUAUGUGUUUGUCUUGUGAUUAAUAAUAUUAAAAUAUUUGAAUCCAUUUUAUGUUUCUUGCUUUUGUUAUGUGAUUAGUAAUUUCACAACUAUUUUAUAGUUGUUCUCCCUAUUAAUGAGAUAUAUUGUACUCGAGAAUUUUCAAACAAGCUAUCCUAAAAUCUGAAAACAAAAAAUUAAGUACAUAGAAGUCAGCCCUGAUGAAGCAUAUAUGUAACAUCUUAAUUAGUUCAUAUUGUAAGAUCCAAGAUCUUUGGGCCAUGAAUAUGGGCUUAACGGUCAUGAAUUUAGGUGGAUACCAUUGGGCCAUGUUGAUUAUGGAUGUACCUUGUUGGUGACUACUACCUUCACCUUGCUGUCUGAUCUUGCUUGGUAAAACUAACGCCGUCCCUAACUAUUACGUGAUUAACCAUAGAAUGAUAUAUAUGAUUUAGUCUUCUUCAGGUCCAAUGACAGAUAGUUUCUUCCUCCAAAUUUUUUUUGUUAUAUUUCCAAUAGGCACCAAUUACAAUUGGACACAUCUCAGCGGAAUUUGGUUUGUUUUUAGUGUACAAUAACACUCUAACAAGAUUCGAGAUUAUCAGUUCUCGUGACUUUAAGGUUUUACUUCUUAUUCUUUAUUAUUUGUGCACUCGUAGAGCAUCAUGUGUGUAUUGCAAUUUUCGGGUACAGGAAAUGAUGUAGCAGCUUCUUCAAAGAAGGAUGCAAACUAGGUUUGUUUUGUCGAGCGUUACUUUAUAAGAAUUUCAAAUUGGAUAAACAGUUAGACUAGAAUCGUCAACUUAGCGGUAGAUCACUCAUGUGAGGUUGGUGCCAACCAUAUUCCAAUAGAUAUCAUGGUACACAAAUCCUUCCGUAACCAGUAAUUACUCUACACCGUUUGUUUUCCCUUCUUGCCCUGUUUUUUUAAAUCGACGAUUAAAGUUACUUUAGGGUAAUUUUAAUAACGAAAAAGAUACCUAUAUGUGAUUAUUUCCCUUUACAAUAUGAUUUUUCAUUUAGCUCUUCUCAAACCCUAACAAAUAAUCUCCCCUCCUCUCUCUCCGGCUCGUCCUCCAUCUUUGCCGCUCUUCCUCCAUCCUUGCCCAUGGACAUGCACUACCAUAUUUGCGGAAGUUCUAGAGUUACUUCAGUAAAACAGAAGUGACAAUAUGGGCCUGGUAUUGUUUCGUGCGGGUAUCUAGGAAUGGCAAUGAGACAUGUUUGGGGCGCAUACUGCUAAAUCUAUGCCCUGCUCUGUCCAAUAAUUCAUAACUAGCUCUGCUCCGUGCUCCUCCCAUGGAUCGACAAUUUUUACCCCAUUCAUUGCCUCGCAUGGAUCGGAUAAACUACACCAUGAUCCAUCUUUUAAGAUUAGAAGGAAGGAUCGGAUAGGGAUUUGUAGAGGCACAUCGACGGUAAAGGCUCCGUUCAUUGCUCUGUAACCAAUAAGGAGGCGUUUACUUG
This is a messenger RNA of Linum trigynum, 4337 nucleotides long. The record is from the annotation of a GenBank genome assembly. Lineage: Eukaryota; Viridiplantae; Streptophyta; Magnoliopsida; Malpighiales; Linaceae.